Messenger RNA from Dujonia railenensis, 1326 nucleotides. NCBI's taxonomy places the organism in Eukaryota, Fungi, Ascomycota, Pichiomycetes, Serinales, Debaryomycetaceae. The record is from the annotation of a GenBank genome assembly.
AUGUCUAACUUGCUCCUAGAUGUUCUCAGAAACGAUCUCAACCAGGAACUCGAUCCUGCAAUGGAAACAAUCUCAAACGAGUAUCUUAAUGAACUAUUGACUAAUGAUGAAUUGUUCUCCAUGGAUCAGUACACCACCACCACCACCAACUCAGAAAACCUUGCGGCAACAUCUUCGACUUCCGCCACUACUGGCAGGAACAUAGUCGAGGAAAUUGCAGAAUUGGAUCUCCAGGAAAGAUCUUUAAACAUCGAGUUGUCAUCAAUUACCUACAAGAAUAAGGAUAUCAUAGUAGACGUAUCGUCAGACUUACAGACUAUAAAUAAAUUGCUAUUCCAAGAAUUUGCUGAAGAGGUCAAUUCUAUGGAAAAAGCAGUGACUAGCGAUCACUCUACCACUUCUUCCCAGAAGAGCGCGCUUUCCGUUAACAUAAAUGAAAAGCUCUAUAAAACUAUCGAAAGUAAUAACAACAUUCUUUCGAAUAUCGACUCCAUCCUAGACCUUUUGGAAUUACCUUCGCUUUGUAAACUUUGCAUUCUCCAGGGAAAUUAUCAAGAAUCCUUGGAAAUCUCGAUGUUAGUGCAAUCGUUACUUAUUAGGUUCCCGGGGGUGCACAUUUUCCAUCAAAUCAACCAACAGGUGGAGACGGAAUUGAAGCUUAUGGUGAAGGGACUCCUCAAGCUCUUGAACACUAAUUUGAAGCAGAACAAUAUCCUUAAAAUUUUCCAAAUCUUAAACAAACUUGAUUUGAUCCAGUCUAAUGAUUCUGCAGAGACGAAAAAGCUACAAAAGGAGAAGUAUCUUAAAAUAAUUUACCUCAACUCUAGGUUCAAGUUUAUUGUAAACGAACUCAACAGUUUACAGCCCUUGAUAAAAUUUAACAAGCUAACUUAUCUCAAGAGAUACAUCGAGAUAUACCGUGAACAUAUUUUCAGUACACUUUCCAUAUAUCAUGCCAUUUUCACUGCUGCGAAGUCUUCCACCACUUCAUCAGCAGUAUCGUCAGCCAGCUCUUCUGACGAUGACACACUCCUCAUCAAUCAAUUUAUUCGUAACCUUGUGGCAUUGCUAACCACGGUUUUCAAAACUUAUUACAACGAGAUAGACGAUAUCUCAGCAACCAACCCUACAAAGGAGGAUGAAAUAGAGAAAGUGGCUCAUCAGGAUGGUUUGCUCCUUCAAAUCAUCUACCUUUGUAAAUCAUUGGCCAAAUACCAUGUCGACUUUGAAAGUGUUAUAAUAUGGGAUUUGUGUUAUAGUUCUGACUUAAUAACAGAAGCUGAUUGGAAGAGGAAUUUGAAAAAGGUAAAAAAGUUUAAAGCAUAG